Messenger RNA from Impatiens glandulifera, 981 nucleotides. RefSeq names its product probable pectinesterase 55. Gene Ontology annotation, molecular function: pectinesterase activity. NCBI's taxonomy places the organism in Eukaryota, Viridiplantae, Streptophyta, Magnoliopsida, Ericales, Balsaminaceae. The coding region runs from base 1 to 981 and encodes 326 amino acids. The record is from RefSeq and is a predicted model, not a curated record. The transcript has 5 exons. Gene Ontology annotation, biological process: cell wall modification.
AUGACUUCUUUCUUUUCAUUGCUAAUAUCAAUAGUAGUGUCUUCGACUAUCUUUCUCUGUCCAAGUCAUUCCUAUGAAUUCUCGUCCACUGUAACGGUCGAUAAGUCUGGAAAAGGACAAUUCAAAACAAUUCAAGAAGCGAUUAACUCGGUUCCUACAGGAAAUACUAAAUGGGUUCACAUCGUUGUUAAUCCGGGUGUUUACAAUGAAAAGGUGACUAUCUCAUCAACGAGAGAAUUCAUAUUUCUAGAGGGGAAAGGAUAUUCUCAAACAACAAUCUCAUGGGAUGAUCAUCAAGCUACAAAUGUCAGUGCAACCUUCAGCUCACUUGCCAAUAAUUUUGUUGCUAAGGAUAUAUCAUUUAUGAAUUCAUAUAAUAUUAAAACAAAGAAUACUAUGAAACCAGCUUUGGCAAUUUACAUAUUUGGGGACAAAUCAGCUUUCUAUAAUUGCGGUUUUUAUGGAUUACAAGAUACACUUUAUGAUGAUAACGGUCGCCAUUACUUUAACUCUUGCUACAUUGAAGGUGCUGUUGAUUUUAUUUGGGGCUAUGGUCAAUCCGUUUAUGAGGGUUGCAAAAUUAAUUCCACAGCGGGGCAAUUGAGUUCUCCUGGCUUUAUUACCGCACAAGGACGAGAGUCAGAACAAGAUAAAAGUGGCUUUGUGUUCAUUAAGGGUACUAUUGAUGGAACCGGACAGGUUUACCUUGGAAGAGCAUAUCGUGCAUUCUCUAGAGUUAUUUUCAUUGAAGUGACGAUGAGUUCCGUUGUGCUUCCAUUGGGAUGGGAUGCUUGGAAGGGUGCCGGGAAAGAAGGCUCUUUGACGAAUAUAGAGGCUAGUUGCAAAGGGCCAGGGGCCAACUCUUCAAAACGGGCAACAUGGACAAAGAUAGUGAAGUCUGAUAGUGCCGACUUACAACAAUUCACCACUCAAAAAUUUAUUGACCAAGAUGGCUGGCUAGCUAAAACUCGUUUUUUAUGA